AUGAAGAAAACCCUUGUUGUACCUUCCACCACGGCGUCAUCUUCUUCGGUGUCUACAUCAUCCUCAGUGAAGUCAAGCACCACCGGUACUCCGGUGGAAGAAGACCGAACCGAAAGCUGCUACUACCCAGGUUGCAGAAAAGACGCCAAUUGCAACUGUGAUAUAUGCUUGGACAGCAUCAAUGCCACUCUUGAUUUGAUGCCCUUCAGCGUCCAGAAGAGCUCGCUGACCGAGUUCUCGUCUUCCAGGCCCGAUCGGCCCAAAACUAGUGUUGAACACACGCCCAUUUCUUUCGACGCUUCGGUUUUGUCCACCCCCAUAUCCACCUCUGCUCGGUUUCAAGCUUUUCCGGAUCUCAAGCCUGAUGCGAGAUUGGAUUUUGGGGAUAGUGUGGUGGAGAAAGAUGAGGGGAGGAAAUGGGGUUUUGGGUCGUGGGAUUGUUGGAAACUGAUUGUGGGUUUGAGUUUGGUUUAUGUGGUGGUUUAUUGGGUUUAUUCUAAUUUGGGUUCUGGGGUUUUGAAACCUGUGUUGUCAGCUGAGAUUGUGAGAAGUGUUAGUGAGAAAUCUUGGGUUGUGCCAGAUUUGAAUGGGAGGCUGAGGUUCUUGCAGAAAGAGGUGCAGGGUCUUGCUCCUGGAAAGGUUUCUAAUUGCAGCUAUCCUAAUUCGCUUUGGGAAAUUACUCAGGAUGGUUUGCUUCUGAGUUCACAUUGUAAAAUGUUCAAAUCUGCAAUUGAGGAGGUGAGCAUAUGGGGAUGGCCUUUGCAGACUGCAGGGUUGCUCACAACUGGGUUUUCGUCUCGGUCUUUCACAAUCUUAUCAGGCAGAGUCACAGAGUGGUCGGAUGGAAAGGUUGGAUACGUGAUUCGAAAGGAAAAUUCGUCCUGGGUGCAAAGAAAUUGGGGUGCCUCGGCAGUGCAGUUAGAUCCCAAUACAUGGAUUCUUGAGUAUCGCCGGUGCUCAAUAUCUGACAACCAAAGAUUGGUUUCAGCAGUACUUUCUUUCUUGAAGUAUAAACUUUCAAGAGCAUUUGGAAAGAUUAAGCAGAAGUUUUGGCUCCCCUCUGCUUUUGGAAACAACCAGUACUAUGACGUUACUGCUGAAUACAACAUUAAAAUCCCAACCUGA
Molecule: messenger RNA, 1125 nt
Organism: Fragaria vesca subsp. vesca
Lineage: Eukaryota; Viridiplantae; Streptophyta; Magnoliopsida; Rosales; Rosaceae
Exons: 3
Coding region: 1-1125 (374 amino acids)
Cellular component (GO): endoplasmic reticulum
Source: RefSeq, a predicted model, not a curated record